Limulus polyphemus (Atlantic horseshoe crab) is the source of this 1062-nucleotide messenger RNA. Its product is annotated as protein SON-like. Bases 18 to 590 code for a protein of 190 amino acids. The record is from RefSeq and is a predicted model, not a curated record. NCBI's taxonomy places the organism in Eukaryota, Metazoa, Arthropoda, Merostomata, Xiphosura, Limulidae. The transcript is spliced from 2 exons.
UUAAGAUAUUUGUUUGUAUGGAUUGCUUUUCGAUAGAUGGUAGUUUUUUGUUUCAGGUCAUUGCUAUUCUUUACAACCAGUACAUCCAGAAAAGAAUGGAGAAUCUAGUGAGAGGAAGAAGAAUAGAGAAUCUAGUGAGAAGAAGAAGUAUGGAGAAUCCAGUGAGAAGAAGUAUGGAGAAUCUGGUGAGAAGAAGAAGUAUGGAGAAUCUGGUGAGAAGAAGAAGUAUGGAGAAUCCAGUGAGAAGAAGUAUGGAGAAUCUGGUGAGAAGAAGAAGUAUGGAGAAUCUGGUGAGAAGAAGAAGUAUGGAGAAUCUGGUGAGAAGAAGAAGCAUGGAGAAUCCAGUGAGAAGAAGUAUGGAGAAUCUGGUGAGAAGAAGAAGUAUGGAGAAUCCAGUGAGAAGAAGAAGUAUGGAGAAUCCAGUGAGAAGAGGAAGAAUGGAAAAUCCAGUGAGAAGAAGAAGCAUGGAGAAUCCAGUGAGAAGAAGUAUGGAGAAUCUGGUUAGAAGAAGAAGUAUGGAGAAUCUGGUGAGAAGAAGAAGUAAAUGUUUUUCGUUUGUGUUUUGUAACAUAAUAUGUUAUUUCAACUAGACACUUAUGACCCUUGUCUACCUUUGAUCUGUACUAAACUAACAGAGCAGACUACAUAAUUAUGUCAAUGAAUGUCGAUCUGUAGGUACCUUAACAGAGUAGAGUAUAUAACUAUGUCAAUGAAUACAGAUCUGUAAUUACACUAACAGAGUAGAGUAUAUAACUAUGUCAAUGAAUACAGAUCUGUAAUUACACUAACAGAGUAGACUACAUAAUUAUGUCAAUAAAUGUAGACCAGUAGGUAAUUUAACAGAGUAGACUACAUAAUUAUGUCAAUGAAUGUAGAUCUCUAGGUACAAUAACAGAGUAGACUAUAUUAUUAUGUCAAUGAAUGUAGAUCUGUAACUACACUAAAAGAGUAGGCUACAUAAUUAUGUCAAGGAACGAAGAUCUGUAGGUACAUUAACAGAGUAGACUACAUAAUUAUGUCAAUGAAUAUAGGCCUAUAUUUACAUUAACAGAUUAGACUACA